GGGGAGGGGGUGCGGUCACGUGGGCCGCCGACGGCGCGACUCGUGGCUCUGGGCGCCAGUGGCCCCCGGCUCUUGCUACCACCGCCCCUUCCCCUCGCCGGCGCCGCCGCCAGGUGCAUUGCUGCCAGGUACGCCCUCGCCAGGUGGCACCCGACGCGCCAGGCUGGGGCCGCCUCAGAGCGCCCCACGGGGGCCAUGGAUGGCGAGACAGCAGAGGAACAGGAGGACCCCGUGCCCCUGCUAGGUGCACCCAGCGGAUCAGGCUCAGCUGGUGCUCCGGCCCUCGGGGGACGGCAGGAACCCAAGAAGUACGCAGUGACGGAUGACUACCAGUUGUCCAAGCAGGUGCUGGGCCUGGGUGUGAACGGCAAGGUGCGGGAGUGCUUCCACCUGCGAACCGGGCAGAAAUGUGCCAUGAAGAUCCUGUAUGACAGCCCUAAGGCCCGGCAGGAGGUGGAGCACCACUGGCAGGCCUCGGGUGGUCCCCACAUCGUGCGCAUCCUGGACGUCUAUGAGAACAUGCAUCAUGGCAGACGCUGUCUCCUUAUCAUCAUGGAAUGCAUGGAAGGUGGUGAGUUGUUCAGCAGGAUUCAGGAGCGUGGCGACCAGGCUUUCACUGAGAGAGAAGCUGCAGAGAUCAUGCGUGAUAUUGGCACUGCCAUCCAGUUCCUGCAUAGCCAGAAUAUCGCUCACCGAGACGUCAAGCCUGAAAACCUACUCUACACGUCCAAGGAGAAAGACUCAGUGCUCAAGCUCACUGACUUUGGCUUUGCCAAGGAGACCACCCAGAAUGCCCUGCAGACACCCUGUUACACCCCCUAUUAUGUAGCUCCUGAGGUCUUGGGUCCAGAGAAGUAUGACAAGUCAUGUGACAUGUGGUCCCUGGGCGUCAUCAUGUACAUCCUCCUGUGCGGCUUCCCACCCUUUUACUCCAACACGGGCCAGGCCAUCUCCCCAGGAAUGAAAAGGAGGAUCCGUCUGGGCCAGUAUGGCUUCCCCAACCCUGAGUGGUCGGAGGUCUCCGAGGAUGCCAAGCAGCUGAUCCGCCUCCUGCUGAAGACAGACCCCACAGAGCGGCUGACCAUCACACAGUUUAUGAACCAUCCCUGGAUCAAUCAAUCCAUGGUGGUGCCGCAGACCCCACUCUACACGGCCCGAGUGCUGCAGGAGGACAAAGACCACUGGGACGAAGUCAAGGAGGAGAUGACGAGUGCCCUGGCAACCAUGAGGGUGGACUAUGACCAGGUGAAGAUCAAGGACCUGAAGACCUCUAAUAACCGGCUCCUCAACAAGCGGAGAAAGAAGCAGGCAGGCGGUUCCUCGGCCUCACAGGGCUGCAGCCACCAGUAGCUCGUCGGGCCUUGGAGGAGCCAGGCCUCGCAGCCCAGGGACAGACUGGCGUGGGCGGAGGCUGUAGCCCAGAAGGCCCAGUGUCUUUUCUUUGUUUUUGUUUUUUUUUUUUAACAAAAGGACUAUUUUAUUGUGUUUUAAUUUGUCACUUGGAACUUCAGGAUCAGAGACCGUGACCCUAAACCUCCUUCAGAGCCCCAGCUCAGGCUCAGGCCUUAGAGAGGGGCCAGUGCUUGGUGGCUAGGGAGCCACCUGCUACAGCUGCAGUGCCUUGCCCAGAAUGACCUGAGCGUCGUGGCUCUGUCCUGCCCUCGAGCAUGGCCUUAGACUUCUGGGCCACUGGGAGUUGUGGCUGGGCUUCCCUCCUUCCGUGGGGACACCCCCCUGUAGGGUGGGCAGAUGGGCCUGUCCUUGGGGAAGGCAUCUGGCCAUGGGUUACCAUGGUGACCAGGGACAGAGUUGCUGCCUGUGAAUGCUGAGUGAACAGCAAGGGAGGGGGAAGGGGCAACUGAGUGUCCGCCUUGGCCUUCUUGUGGAGGCUUGCCUUUCUCCCACUGCUUGCCUCUCUCAGGCUCAGCCCUCUUUGGUCUCCCUGAGGCCACUGGGUCAGUCUGCCUGCCUCUUUGGGUGGUCCAGGAUUGUCUUACGGCAUCCCCACCCCACAGGGCCAUUGGAUCUCUCCCUCCACGUUCCUGGGCCCAGCCCUUCUGUUUGCUAUGGCCUCUCAUCUCAAGUGAGGGUGUGAGGUAUUUUUAACCCUUUUCUACUUUGGAAAAUGUCACUGUGACAAGUCAGUACAGUUCUCCUGCCCCUACCUGUUCACCGAUCCCAGGUAGGAAAAUCUCUCUUAGUAACGGUUCAUCCUCCACCCUGUCUUGAUGGCAGAGAUUGUCUCUUGGUGUACUUUUGUGAAAGUGGAUGGCUGGGGGCAGGGUCAAGAGGCUCCCGGUUAAUCAGGGGUCUCUUUUUAUACUCCGAGGCAGUGGAGAGCCUACGUGAUGCUUAGAAGGUCUGGUCCUGGCUUCAGCCUGAGUCAGAGCAGAGAGCAGCCCCUUCCUUGGCAGUCCAGGCUUACCCAGCCCCACCCUGCCCAGGGUAGCCUUAGGAUGCUGUAUGCCUGACUGGGCCUGACAAGUGCCUGACGCCCAGCCUGUUUCCUGGUUUCUGACCCCUUUACUGGCUGGGAAACCCUAGGCCACGUCACAUAGGACAAUGCUGCUGGGUUUUGUAUCUGGAUAUUAAUAAACACCAUUUUGGCAUUUUU
This is a messenger RNA of Hipposideros armiger (great roundleaf bat), 2614 nucleotides long. It is a transcript of the gene MAPKAPK3, whose product is annotated as MAPK activated protein kinase 3. Lineage: Eukaryota; Metazoa; Chordata; Mammalia; Chiroptera; Hipposideridae. The transcript is spliced from 11 exons. Gene Ontology annotation, molecular function: protein kinase activity; ATP binding. Bases 196 to 1350 code for a protein of 384 amino acids. Gene Ontology annotation, biological process: protein phosphorylation. The record is from RefSeq and is a predicted model, not a curated record.